UGUCAGAAUUUUGUCUGUUGUCGGUCAAAGUAUUUUUAAUUUUAUUUGGGUGUAAGUUGUUUAUUAGUUGUGCGUUUAAAACUCUUACGAUUCCUUUAGCAAUGUUUUUGAAUUGACGACAAAGUAAACCUGUAUAACAUGACAUUAAAAAAUGAAGAUUUACAAGAGCACACCAAAAGGUUACGUUUUAAGAAUGUUAACCAAACUAACUCCGGAGAGUUUACGGAUAGAGCGAUUAAAGAGAUAAAAAGCAAAGAUAGUGAAAAAAAUGCUUCACUGUUUACAUUUCUGCAUGUAGAACUUACUAGAGGCUAUUUAUUGGAACACGAUGAAGAAAGAUUCUCAGCGAGACGAGAGAAGGUGUAUUCAUUUAUUAAAAUACCACAAGAAUUGGAGAAAUUUAUUGCAUAUGGAUUUUUCCAAUGUGCCGACUCGCUACUGUUCAUUUAUACAUUUCUUCCUUUAAGAUUUAUAAUGGCGUUUUGGUCCUUUUUGGAAAGAUUAUUUAGAAGAUGUUUUGGGUUCUGCUCAAACUCCCAUAGAAGUAUACUAAAACCGGCUGAGACAUGUGAUGUACUUAAAGGAUUCAUACUCUUAAUAUGUAGUAUAUUAAUGUGUUAUAUAGAUACCAAUAUGAUGUAUCAUCUAGUGAAGAGUCAGAGUGUUAUGAAGUUAUAUAUAUUCUAUAAUAUGUUAGAGGUUGGAGACAGGUUGUUUUCAGCGUUUGGACAAGAUACAAUCGAUGCAUUGUUCUGGACAGCGACAGAACCAAGAGAUAGAAAACGGGAACAUUUGGGUGUUAUACCACACUUGAUUUUUGCUAUGAUAUAUGUCUUUCUCCACAGCCUACUAGUUUUAUUUCAAGCGACCACACUCAAUGUGGCAUUCAAUUCCAACAACAAGAGUCUACUCAUCAUUAUGAUGUCCAAUAAUUUCGUAGAGCUAAAAGGCAGCGUAUUCAAAAAAUUUGACAAGAACAACCUCUUCCAAGUGUCUUGCAGUGACGUCAGAGAGAGGUUACAUCUCUCCGUACUACUGUUUAUAGUAGUGCUACAGACUAUGAAGGAAUAUGUGUGGAAAGAGGAGCGGUUUUGGAUUUUGGCGCCAGACUGUGUGCUUGUGUUGACGUUUGAGGUUAUUAUUGAUUGGGUGAAGCAUGCCUUUAUAACUCGUUUCAACGAGAUCCCCUACGGCGUGUACCGCGAGUACACAGUGAGCCUAGCGUACGAUGUUGCCCAAACUCGACAGAAAUAUGCGUUCAGCGAUCACUCGGACUUAGUAGCGAGGCGGAUGGGCUUUAUACCACUUCCUUUAGGGGUGGUUAUCACGAGAGUGUUGGUGCACGCUGUUAAGGUUGACGGAUUCGCGGCAAUAUUCCUAAUCUUCCUAGCGUACAUAUGCCUGAUAACAGUGCGGGUAUUGAUAUCGAUAGUGAUACUGGGCAAAGCGUGCGACCUCAUCACCUUGCACCAAAGCGAAAAGACUGACAGCCAUCAGACUACGCCUAAACGAGAGCACAAAGACUUCAAAGAGAUCUACACACACAAAACGCCAGAAAGCGAGCCGCCCGAUAAGAAGCAGCAGUUGAAGUUUUUGGUGCCCAGUGAUACCAUUAAAAGCGAACCGCGUGUAGACUCGACGGGUGCGGCGGCCAUUUUCUCCAACAGUGCCAUAGACCUGAACGGCGUAUGUUAUCUCAACGAUAAUCUCGCUGAGAUCAAACACGAGCCUGAUUAUGAUAAUGAGCUGGUGGACGUAACCCGCAGUGCGCCAGACAUAAAUAAAUCCACAACAACAACAACAGAGAGCACAGAGCGCUCGAUCUCACCGGACGGCGACACGCUCAAGCGACGCUCUGAGUCCGAACCGAACCUCGCUAAAGCGGACGAUGAGACCAGCUAGAUAAGUGGCUUGUUAAUUAGUCGACAGUUGUAUACGAUUUCAGUGUAAAAGUGAUUAUUGACAGUGACAUUUGUAAAAAAAAUUAGGUGUUGCCAGUUUUUUGGGGGGUCAAAAAAUAAUAAUUCAUCCACCCAUCUUCAUAAAACGCGUAUAUAAUCAUGGGGUUAUGUACCAAUUUGGAUCCGAUAUUAGCAAGUAUUGAAAGAAUGGAAGGUCGAUGGAUCGAACUUGCCUAAAGAGUACGACGAGAGCAAAUAGAGAAGUGUUGCUUGUUUAUAACCUGAUUGUUAAUAACUAAACUCACAAUCGGCCAAAAAGUCAACAAAAAAUGUUCGAGUCGACUUGUAUAUAACAUACAUUCAAAUUAGCACCUUAUAUCCUUGCAGUAAGGUUCAAAAUUUGUUGUGUAAAUACACUCAUUACGAAACUGCCUAAUACAUGAUAAGCAAAGUUUUUCUUUAGACAGUUUUUGAACGUGAUUGUGAGUCUAAUUGUUUAUUGUGUAAAGUUUUUCACCCAAUCUGACUGAAUUUGACGAUGAGAGUAAAAUAAUAAUUUGUAACUUGCCAAGUAGUUUGCGUUCAUUAUUCGACACAUUGAUAUAUAUACGGAAAGUGGACUGACUAAAGCGGACAGGGAAAGUAAUCGAAUAAGUGACUAGUUGAUUACUUGACAUGUACAUUUGUUUGUACAAAUGUGAUACUCUAAAGAUUUUCAGAAUGGGAACGCGUGUAGAAUUUAGAAUUGGGUGAAUAAUUAAGGCCUAUUCAAACUAUUGCCUGUUUUCUACUGAUACGGAUCGGUACGCGAUUAGAGUCUCUAUAAUAUUCUAUAUAAGAGAUUUAAUAGCGUACCCAUCGGGAUACCGCUACCCACGACGGUAGCGGAUACCGCUGUACUUUGAUUAGGCCAUUAUGGUCAGAAUGUACCCAACCUAACAAGUGGUGCUUGUUAAUUAAACAUUUGUAAAGAUUUGCGGGAAUUAAAUAUUUUUAUGUAAUUGAACAAAUAUGAGCCAUAUUCUGAACGCUUAAUGAAUUUAAAAACGGAUGUAAACUGUCAUUGUUAUAUACUGAUAUAACUAUUUAAAUUUUGAAUUGGAAUAAAGCAGCAUUGGCUUUUAAUAUACUAGGUAUUUUAAUGUUGUAGGUAGGUUUUUUUUAAAUAAUUUCACUUUGAGUUUAAUGCACUCCAUGACCUACCUAUGUCGCUAUUUAUUUUUAUAAAAGGUAUUAUUUGUAACAAUACAUUUUAUAAUGUUUUAUUUAUUAACUUAAGGCUUAUGUUUCUGUUUAUAAAUAUUGCAGCCUUGUUCUUGUUGUAUAUUUUAUACAUUUUAUUGUUCCUACUGUUAUUUUAUCUGUAGUCUUUUUAAAUUGCGGUUAUAUUUGUGUGUGUUCAAGUAAAUAUUUAUUAGCAUAGUCUUUAUAAUUUUUGCAUGCUCCUUCCUGGAUUAUGCUGUCGAAGAAUUUAAAUAAAUAAAUUAAUUAUAAUUAGAUAGAUAUGUGAAAUAAUAUUAAAUAAUGACUCAGUGCGCACACCUUGCGCGGUCGAUGGCAGUACCGAGACUAUAUCAUCGAGCUACUGACUCAAGGAAUAUAAACCACAGCAUGGCCCGUAACCCCAUGCAUUUCAUAUUGACAGUUGAAUAUCGACAUUAUGUUGUACACCAUAGAGUACAUUGUAAUACGAAGGUAUAGCCACAUAACAACUACUCUGUUAUAAUUCUCUCAUUGCCUUUGUUCCUUAUAAUUUAACCAACUUUCACAAAAUAGUAUCUUGUUUGCUUUGAUUGUAUGUAAUUUAUAAUAUUUGAAAGCAAGUAUGCACAUAACCGUAGAUUAGAUAAAAUUAUUUUGUAAUGAAAUGCGAAUUUUAUUAGGAACUGUAACCUAGUCUUAGGUUAAUUGGUGCGAGAUUCAUUUCAUACUAUGUUGAGUAAUAAGCUAUAAUUUUUAAGCUAUUGCAUAGAUUCUAUCGCGGGCCUUGAGCGCGGGGACCGAAUCCAGAAAUUGCGUAACGAAAAACCUCACGCUCCCCACUCCGACGGGCACGGAGGUGGAGGCUUGAAGGCAUGCUAUGCAAUAGCUUUACCGCGGCAGUCCUCGAGUGCCACACUUAUUUUUUAAGAUUUUUUUUGUUAAAAGUUUCGGUUCUGUGAGAUUUGUGGUAAAUUGGAAACGAAUUGAAAGUGCUCUAUGUAAUUAUAAGAAAUUAUUUUGCAAAUUUGUAGUGUUUUAUUGAUAGAAAGGCCUUAAUAAAUUAUAAACAUAUACUAUAACAAAACUACAGCUUACUCAAACAUGUACAUGUCCUUUUAUAUCCAGAUUAAUUCAUUAUUUAUAACACAAUUUUGCAUUCAAGUAUAGUAAAUAUAUUACGUUUUAAAUCCUUAAAAAUAAUUCACUAUAUAAUCGUUAAUAUCUAAUAAAAUAUAUAACAACUGGUUUAGACCUUUAGUGAUAUAAUGUGAGUAAAAAGAAAAUAUAUUGUUAGUUUUAAGACUGAUUAACUUGGGUGCUUAGAAGAAUAAUUAUUGAAAUAUUAGAUUCUAACAUGCCAACAAUAUGUUUAAAAUAAAUUAUUAUGGGGCUGUUUGGUUGUAUAUUUUUUAUGUAUGAAUCAAUUAAUACUAAGAGGUGUUUCAUUUUGUGUUUGAAGUAUAGUAUAGGGCGUUGUUUACAUUUAUUUAUUGACAAUUAUUUAUAUAAAAUGCGAUUUUUUCGUAUUUGUUUUUUUCUGAUCAAAAAGAAACAAAACAUCUCAUUUACCAUGGAUGUUAUUCUAAAAUAAACCUAAAAAUCGUGCGAUAGGGCACAUAUUAAUAAAAUGCUGAAUUUAUUUUUUAAGUUAGUUUUCAUUAAAAUGAAGCUGUCCAAUAAAAGACAUAGUUUCCUUGUGUGUACUGUAGCUAUCGGUUUAAAUGUGUGGGUUUUGGCGACAAUGGUUUUCAUACUAAUUAUGACAUUGUAGCAGUUCUAGUGUCUUUUUAUUUAGAUUACUAUGAAUAGGACAAAACAUCUCCGUAAAAACGGAUAGAUAGCAUUCUUCUUCAAAGAAAUAUAUCACAGAAAUUACAUUAUAAUGUAUAUUGUAAGCUAUUUCCAUCUCCUUCGGACAUUGUAAAACUUCAUUUUUUUGUUUGGUCUCCACAAUUCGAACGAGGUUUGUUUUUUAAGUAGGUAUUUAUUUUAUAAAAUAGCUUGUGUAAAUACAAAUAAACUUAUAAGUUUAUA
Molecule: messenger RNA, 5138 nt
Organism: Colias croceus (clouded yellow)
Lineage: Eukaryota; Metazoa; Arthropoda; Insecta; Lepidoptera; Pieridae
Product: protein TAPT1 homolog
Exons: 10
Coding region: 139-1902 (587 amino acids)
Biological process (GO): positive regulation of cilium assembly; maintenance of protein localization in endoplasmic reticulum
Cellular component (GO): endoplasmic reticulum membrane; ciliary basal body
Source: RefSeq, a predicted model, not a curated record